This is a messenger RNA of Acanthosepion pharaonis, 591 nucleotides long. Lineage: Eukaryota; Metazoa; Mollusca; Cephalopoda; Sepiida; Sepiidae. The record is from the annotation of a GenBank genome assembly.
AUGUCUUCAUCUUCUCUUUGUCCACGCGUUGCUAGAACAUAUCUGGCGAAGAUUUCAUCACUUUUUUUUCUUUAUCUCUCUCUCUCUCUCUCUCUCUCUUUCUCUCUCUCUCUUUCUUUCCAUACCUUACUUCUUUCUGUCUUUGUUUUUCUCUUUUUUGCCAGAGACUUUUUAGAUGUUUUAAUUCUAUUCCUUUUUUUCUAUCAUUCUUCUUUAUUUUUCUUUCUUUCUUCCUUCAUUUCUUUUUCAUCUUAUUCUUUAUUUCCACUUUCUUCUUUUCAUGCCAGUUCCUUUUCUUUUUUCAAUUUGAUUUCUCUUUGUUCAUUCCUCUAUAUAUAUAUUUUUUGUUUAUUUAUUCAAAAUACAUUUUUCUUCCAAACCUUAUUUCAAUUUUCUAUGUUAUCUACCGAUUCUCUCCGUUUUUCUUUCUUUUCUCGUUUCAUUUUGUUUUUCUCUUUCUUUUUUCGCUUUCACUUUGUUUUCUAUCUUUUCUUUGAUUAUUUGUUCUUCUUUCUUUCUCAUUCUUUUAAUCAUUUUUGGUAUGUGACAUUAUUUUCGUUUCAUAAUAAAAAUGUAGACAAAAUUUUAUGA